This is a messenger RNA of Strongylus vulgaris, 365 nucleotides long. Lineage: Eukaryota; Metazoa; Nematoda; Chromadorea; Rhabditida; Strongylidae. The record is from the annotation of a GenBank genome assembly.
CUGCUUAUUUCAGCUAAACCAGGCUCAUUUGACUCGUGUAAAGAAUGGUUGCGAGACCUUCGCGAACAAUCAGAGAAUGUAUCAGUGUUGCUCAUUGGCAAUAAGUCCGAUUUAAGAAAUCUACGUGAAGUCCCUUCAGAUAUAGCCAGAAGAUUUUCCGAGGAGAAUGACCUCACAUUUAUUGAAACCUCCGCUUUAGACAACUCAAACGUCGAGAAGGCUUUUACUCUUGUCCUCACGAAAAUUUAUCGGUCAGGGAUGGCAAAUAUUCAUAAAAACGAGGACAAAGUACUUCAACUUUCUGCCAAUGCUUCUCAGGCUUCUCAGGCUGUUCCUAAAAACGGCUGUUGUCGAUCUGGAUAGAU